Messenger RNA from Ictalurus furcatus (blue catfish), 4272 nucleotides. RefSeq names its product rhamnose-binding lectin-like. The record is from RefSeq and is a predicted model, not a curated record. The coding region runs from base 3528 to 4187 and encodes 219 amino acids. Gene Ontology annotation, molecular function: carbohydrate binding. Lineage: Eukaryota; Metazoa; Chordata; Actinopteri; Siluriformes; Ictaluridae. The transcript is spliced from 9 exons.
UCUAAAGGCAGAAUACAUGUUAGCAGUCCAAGGGUGUCAUAUGAGCAGAUGGUUUAGAAAUCAACAAAUUACACACACAUUAGUCUACUAUCUGCGUUUAUUCAUAGACAACUCAAUAAAAAAUAAAUCAUAAACUAAAGAGAGAAAGAUUAUUGUCAGGGUAGUCUUUUUUUGGUGGCAAUUACAAGCCAAACAUAUUUUAACCCUUCAGACAGUGGUGUGAUCAUUUUAUAUAACAACACUUCAUAGGGUGAAGAUCCCUUUGGGCCUGGUUGUAGACUAAUGAUCUUAUUUUAGUGAUGAGAUUUUGAUGGCCCAAGAUGAGCGCACACACACACACCCACCCACACACACCCACCCACACACACACACACACACAUAUACCUCUCAGUCCACUCAUAUAUUUUGUAUAUUCAACCAAUAAAACUGAGGGAGAAGACUGCAUAAUUAUUUUAAGUUGCUAAAUGUGUGCAAUUUUGCAGUUUCAUUUAAAGUCAAUAGUUUAACAGAUAAAAUUAAGAGAGUAGUCUUCCUCAUUUUUUGGCGAACAUUUGGGCAUUUGGGAAUCUCUCUCUCUCUCUCUCUCUCAUAUAUAUAUAUAUCCAACGAAUGGGACUCAGCUAAUGCUGAGCUGCACAUAUAUAAUAUAUAAUAUAUAAUACUUUAUAUAUUAAAUCAAAAAGUGAAACUGACAAUGGAUAAUUUAAAGGCCAAGGUAAUUAGAUAAGUAAAGAAAAAACAAGGGACAAGUACAAUCAUAAAGUGACUUACUUUAUUUUAAACCAAAAAGAUCAUUCAUCACAAUGUACUGCAGUCCCGUAUCAUUUAUAUAAAAUAUUCAGAGUCUUUUAUUAAAUCAUUUUUAAACUUGUAAUCUGAAUUACUUCACAUCUCAAGUAUAGUACAUACAGUGUGAACGGUAUUUUGCGUGCAGUGCUACAACUAUUCUCUUCUCUGUUUGUGUGAACUGACAGAAUAAAUCAAGAGAUUCCAAUUUUCACAAGUUUUGGUGUUGGUGUGCUUUAUAUUUGCAUGUUAUAUAAUCACCUGCUGUAAUGAUUUUUUCCCCCCGAAACUUGGUUAUUUGCUUUACAAGUAAUCACUUCGUCCUGAACAAAUUAUCUUUACUAAUGAUUCUGCAAUAAACUAUCCUCUAAAUGCAAGCAUAACAGGGAUGAGGGUUGUGUGUGUUUAUGUGCAGUGUUUCUAAAAAUUCAGACAGUUCAUUUAAUCCAAUGCAGUGAUUGUCCAAUUUGUGAUCUGAUAAACAAAGUCCAAUAAACAUUUCAAACACAGUGCUCAAGCAGAUAGGAGCAAAAGGUAAUCUAAAGACAGAAAAUAGCUUAAUAGUCCAAGGUUGUCAUACAACCCUAAUAAUCACAAGUAUAAUACUGACAGUUAAAAAAAACAAAAAACAAACAAAUUACUGCCUGGCACUCAGACUCAGACCACAGUGCAAACAUUGUAAGUGCACCUGGAAUACAGCCUCGGUAACACAAUCAAGUCAUGGUAAUUCUCAAGGUAAUGAGACUCUUUUCCUACUAAACCUUUUAUGUGUUACAAGCAACGUUUUACAAUCUACAACACUUAUUGGCAUGCAUGUUAAGACUCCUGUGUUCUCCAAGUCCUGUCACCAGGACAAUAGCUUCUGGCCCUCACCCAUAUGACAGAUGGAGUGUUUGUCACUUUGCCUCCAAUAUGCCUUUUACAAUUCAGCUAUAAACAACACCAGGAGCCUGCUCAGUCAGCAUCCUGAAGCCUUAAUCUCAACCCCUUAGACCUCACACCAGUUGAUGGCCAACAAGUUACAACACAAAAACAAAAAUUAUUGUGUGAUAAUUUCAUGCUGAAUGAAUGCGUAAUGUAAUGUAAUUUUCCUGUAACGUACAUAAACCUCUGCAACUAGUUCAUGUUUGGUGUGAAUUUCAUUGUAAAAUCACAAUUGGAAUGUUAGAGAAAGUUCUGUGAAUAGACAAUGCUUCAGUUUCAAAUUUGGGGUAUUAACAUAAUAUAUCCAAAAGAAUAUUAACAUUAACAAAAAAGAAACAUUACUCUUUGCUUUUUACAGAAUAAAGUUACACAGUAUGUGUAUUGGGCACAUGGUUCUUUAUUAAAACAAAGGCCAUUGUGACGUCUUCAUGCAUUGAGGUUGUCUGGGGAAGGCGUGAGAGUGGGUUUGUGUGGACUAUCUACCAUCUUGGAAGCUCCACUUUUGCCUUGGAAGGCUCAGGAUUGAUGUUUGAACAUAUGUCUUAGAAAAACGCAUAAAAUAUAGAAUAAGUUACAAGCACAAGUCUGACCCUAAAAAGGGUCAGAAAAGAGCAAAGAUAGAGGAAACGGCUAAAAAGGAUGGAUAACUAAAAGAGGAACAACUGUACCAUGCAGAUAAGUGUUAGAAUGCUCACUCACCCAUGACAAGGGAAAAGUCUGUUGCUCAUCCAAGGUAGAAAUAGAUCAAAAGUAGAUAAGAAAGUAACUGCUAGAAAACAUAAUAGACCCUACAAGAUAACUGUCAAAAAUGAUGAUGCAAAUAAUGUUGCAAGACAAUAGACAGAGGCAAGAGACAAGGAAAUGUUUAGGGCAGCAUUAAACUAUAAAACCCCAGACUCCUUGGACAUACAUAACAAGGAUACGUGUGGAGACUUGGGAUUGGAUGUGCAAAAAGAGGAAACGUGUGAUUGGUUAAAGUUGGAACAGGCUCUCUCCAUGAUCUAAAAACAAGCUAGGGCUAUGUCUGGACCUUAGGCAAGAUUCCUUGCUGAAAUCUGUGCACACACAGUCAUAAGACUUGCUCUGUGAUCUCCAAACAAACCUACUCAAUCCCAUGGCUAGAUGUUCAGCACAAUCACUACUGAACUCUAUGUUCACCCUAUGAUCUUCACUGAUGCCACAGCCAACAACACUGAAGUCAUUUUACUGAGCAGGACCAACGAUUAGAAUGUAACAAUAAAGCUUCUCCAUGUACACUCUUCAGUUUUGGCAUGGUAUAUAUAAAUAUACCAUUGGAAAGAAAAAGACUUGAGCCUGACACAUUAAAGAAACACUUUUGCUCACAUUCACAACUCGCACUUACAGCACAGCAGUAUGCCUGACAUACUGUUGGCCUCACUACUGCUUAAUUCAGGGAAAUAGAUGAGGCUGACAAAUAAAUACUGACAUUAUGAAAAUCAUGAAUAUAAAUGAACACAAACUAACCUACAGAUGAACACAAGACAGCACCAAACAACACAUAAUACAUUUUAUGUCAUCAUUAAACAGCACAGCCUCUUAAAGUUUUCUAGUUUGGAACCCUUUUUGAGUUAUCAGAAGAUAACUAGUAAACUAGUAUACAUCACCACAGGGUGCUUAUGAUUUAUGGAUAAUUGCACUCCAAAUGAACAACCAUCCAAAUAUGGACUCUUUGACUAAGGUUUCUAGUGUAUUGGUUUAGGUCACAAGUUAUUUCCUGGUAUUCAUUAUAAAUAGGUCAGUUCCAGUAGUGCAGCACUUGAAAUUUCAGUUUCAACCUCAACAUAUACAGCAUCACAAUGCUCCUCCUGAAGUUCACUCUACUCACCUUACUCAUUGAAGCACCUGAUUUGCUUGUUUCUGGAGAGAAUAUAAUUACCUGCUAUGGUGAUAUCCAACACCUGACUUGUGCCACUGGACUGAUAAAGGUGAAGUCUUCUGUAUAUGGCCGUACAGACCGUCACACUUGUAGUGCUAGUCGUCCAGCUUCUCAGGUUGCAAAUACCAACUGUGCCUUGAGGAUUUCCACAAUCGCAGAUAGAUGCAAUGGACUAAAAGACUGUGACUUAAAGACGGAUUUACUUGGCAACCCUGACCCAUGUUUUGGAACCUACAAGUACUACAACACCACUUAUGAAUGUAUCUAUGGCUGGUAUUCUGUGAUCUGUGAGUAUGGUUACAGCACAUUGGACUGUGGAGAUGAUUCUAUUCAAAUCAUAAAUGCGAACUACGGACGUGCUGAAUCUAGAACCUGUUCAAAUGGACUCCCCAGUGUUUUGACCCAGAACACCAACUGCUACGCUCUGAACACAUUCUCAACUGUGUCCGCAAUGUGUAAUGGACAGAGGAAAUGCACUGUAAGAGCUGACUACACCAUCUUUACAGAUCCUUGCUUUGGGACUCUUAAAUACCUCACUGUGUCCUACAAGUGCAUUUCAGCUCAUAGGCUGGACAUCUAGACAUUUGGAGGCACUGGGCAAAAUUUAUGUUGGAGGCACCCCUCCUCCCGCCACCUUUCAAAAUAAAUAAAAAGCACUUGAAGCA